Papilio xuthus (Asian swallowtail) is the source of this 3303-nucleotide messenger RNA. It is a transcript of the gene Hk, whose product is annotated as potassium voltage-gated channel subfamily A regulatory beta subunit hyperkinetic. Gene Ontology annotation, cellular component: voltage-gated potassium channel complex; cytoplasm. Gene Ontology annotation, molecular function: voltage-gated potassium channel activity; potassium channel regulator activity; transmembrane transporter binding. Bases 464 to 2128 code for a protein of 554 amino acids. Gene Ontology annotation, biological process: regulation of potassium ion transmembrane transport; potassium ion transport. Lineage: Eukaryota; Metazoa; Arthropoda; Insecta; Lepidoptera; Papilionidae. The transcript is spliced from 19 exons. The record is from RefSeq and is a predicted model, not a curated record.
CUAGCAGCGCCCGGCCGUGCCCGCGCCGCCCGCACAACCCGUACCACACAGCACCACACCACACCGCUCCGCACCACACCACACCGCCCGCACCGCCCGCACCGCCCGUUCAGCCCCGUACAGCCCGUCACCGCUACCCACUAAGCUGGCCCAUCAAUUCUGGAUCUCCUACCACCCCCAUACUGGCGCAAAACACACCUCGAGCGGCGAUGAAACUCCACCCUUCCCUCAAGAAGACUUAGAAAAACAAAUCUUUAAACAUGAGGAGAGGCUCCAAAAAGAAAAAAAUAGUCAAGCUAGAGAAGACGAAGAGGUGCGGCAGCUAGACAAAAGUCUGUUGUACCAGCGCGCUAUCGGGGCCGAGGAAGAGCACAAACAAAAGAUAAAGUUAUCCAAAGCGCGCUCUCUGCACGAAGCGGACCUCGAUUCGCAGAAUCACAUAAGCCUUAGCAAAAAUAAUUCAAUGGAAACUUACGACGCCACCACCGAGGAUUCCAGCUUCGAAAACGACGAUAAAACAAAUAUACCAUCCACUAAACGCUUUUUACGCAAGAAUUUCCACUCAUAUUCAACUAAGAGCAGAAUGAGGCGGAACGAGACGCAAGGCAAAGAGGGCAGCCGAGAGGGCGUCAGCGUGCUCAUGUCUCGCAGCGAGUCCUCGAUGGGGCGGUGCACGCCGCACACGCCGCACACUCCGCACACGCCGCGGACGCCGCUGGGCCUACCGGACACCGUCAGCGUUGACUCCAAUCCAAUGCCCACAAUAUAUCGAUGCCGCGCCCCCAUUGCCUCACUGGAUUGUAUGGAUGAUUUUAGUUCCAAUUCACAGCAAAUGCUAGAUCAAGUUUUAGAAAUGUCAGAAUCCAGAAAGAUGACAACGUACAUGGCGAGCCACAGCCUGGCUAACCUGCCCUCGGCGGUGACGGCCGGGCUGCGGUACAGGAACCUCGGCAAGUCAGGCCUCCGCGUCCCCAACAUUGGCCUCGGAUUGUGGAGCAACAUCCACGAGGACACCACCGAGGACAUCGUCACUGCCGCGCUAGAGAACGGCAUCAACCUCUUUGAUUUGUCGGAAGCGCAUAACGCGAAAGGCGAGGCCGAAUUAGGAAGAAUCCUCAAGAAAAACAACGUGAGGAGGACCAGUGUCAUAAUAAUAACUAAAAUAUACUGGAGCACCAAUUCGGACGAGCGCGGCUUGUCGCGACGGCAUAUCAUCGAGAGCGUUAAGGCGUCCCUCAGCCGCCUCCAAACAGAAUACAUCGAUGUGGUUUUGUUGCACAAAGCGGACCCUGUCUGCCCAAUGUCAGAGCUAGUGAGAGCCAUGAAUCACGUUAUCAACCAAGGCUGGGUCAUGUACUGGGGCACCGCACGCUGGUCUCCCUCCGAGAUAAUGGAAGCGUACACCAACUGCAAGCACGCCAACUGCAUCACGCCCAUCGUAGAGCAGACCGAGUACAACAUGUUCUGCAGAGACAAGCCGGAGCUGCACAUGCCCGAGCUCUACCACAAGAUCGGCGUCGGCUUGAUGGUUUGGUCUGCCAUCACGACGGGCAGCCGGGUCGGGCGCGACGACUGCGCCGGCCUCUUCGCCAAGUCCAGGUUCAACCGCAAGUCUAGCACCUUCAGUUGGUGCGAAGAGAAUCUAGCUCUCACAGAACAUACAGCAAUGGGCAGUGCGGAAGGCAGGGAGCCAGCGGGCGAGGCCCCGCGCACCUACGGCGAGAAGUUGCGCGCCCUACACGACCUCGCCGACACUUUGAACUGCACGAUGAGCCAGCUGGCGGUGGCGUGGUGCCUCAAGAACGAGGCGGUCAACUGCGUGCUGCUUGGCGCCACCAGCGUCGAACAUUUCAAACACCACGUUCACGCUCUUCAGAUAGUGCCGCAGCUGACGCCGGCGGUGAUGACGCAGGUGGAGCGGCUGCUGGCCAACAAACCGCAGCGGCCUCCCAUGCUCUCCACGCUCGCCAUGCGCAGUCAGCAGGCCGGCAACACCGUCAGGAUUGACAUACCGGGCGGCGCGACCUCGACCGCUGGCUCGCCAAAGCCGGAGGGCGAUGCUGCAGUGGAUGGCGAGGCCUCCACCCCCGCCAAAGAAUCCGGCCGCUCCUUCUGCGACAUUCAGUGACCGUGGUGGCGCGGAAGCACCGAAUCUGCUUCCAAAUCUACUAAAUCUAAGGAAUCCCUCAAGGAUGCAAAACCUAAAUUCUUUUUGAACAACGCGGGAGAAGUCAUCAAAAGGACAGAGCAAGACGGAAUCUCAAGAGACGUGGUGGUGUCGGUGUCGUCUCUGAAAGGCAAGCAGCCAGCCUCGGGCGGUGACAAGGCGAAGAAGACCAAGUCGUCGGAGCCAUCGCGGGCGCGCUCCGCCUCCCUGCAGCGCUCGCCCUCGGGUCCACUGUGCGCGGCGCGCGACCGCCGACGCUCGCGGCUCGACCUCGGCUCCCCCGCCGCCACCACCGACAUCUAACACCACCACGCCCCACCUCUUCUCUGCUCUACUCUACUCCUCCCACAUUAUUAUUUAUACGACCAGACAUUCAUGCGCACGUCCAAUAAACAUUUACGAAUCUCCACCGCGGCUGCUUCUCAUGUAGCGUCUUCAGCGCCCGCGUGUGCAACACUUCUCACCAUACAAACACCUCGGGGUUGUUGCAUCUCCCUCGGCCACUAAACCUUAAACACACGGCCAAAUUGAAUAUAAUGUGUUGCACACUCGGAUCCUUUAAUGUUUCACGUAGAAGUAGGUUGUAGGAGAAGAAAACAAUCACAAUUGCUAAAGUCAGUCGUUGUAAGAUCUAAAUUAAAUAUGUAAAGCAUAAUUAAGUUGAGAGAGGACAGCGACAGAGAGCAGUCUCACUAUCACAUGUCUGGACGUAUAUCUAAUGAUCAUAUGUAAGUAUUAGAUGUUUAAUUGUACCUAACUGUAUAGAUAGAGUAACGAAUGCUGACUUGACUGGCCACAGAAUGCCGGAACAGAGUAAAUAACUAACUUAACAACUAACCUGUAUCCACACUUUGAUACUUGGCUUCCAUUCAUACUGAUAAUAGUGAAACAAGCUAAUCCUUUACUCAUUUCAAAUUGAUCAAUCUAUAAUCCAAAUAUAUUCUUAUGUUACCGUUGACAAAAAAAUAAAAUUUUUAAAUCACAAGAAGAAAGAGAAACAGCAUAUCUAGGUGCGUACAUUUAGGUAUGGUCAGAGCAACGCUUGCUAAUGGAUCUGUCCUCGUUGUCGCCGCCGUAAGCUGACAAUUACAUGGCAAAACGAUAACACAUUCUUACCACUACACAUUCGGAUGUUU